Molecule: messenger RNA, 2849 nt
Organism: Varroa destructor (honeybee mite)
Lineage: Eukaryota; Metazoa; Arthropoda; Arachnida; Mesostigmata; Varroidae
Source: RefSeq, a predicted model, not a curated record
GUAUCUUCAACCAGGAGGUACGAAAAAGGCCGAAUGCGAACAUUGUUGCUGCCGAUUAUGUGAUCAGUUCCAGCAGCUCAUGCUGUAGCCGUCUAAUAUACCUGCAUGAAUCAUUUGUCCCUAAGUUACCCAUUAUUUGAUAAACGCGCUUCUGGUUGUGCACUUGAUGAUCACUAAUUAAUAACGUCGACGCACCUCGCCCGAUUGCCCAUUUACACUUGAAAAGGACUCCUGUAUAUCUCUAUGGAGAAAAGAAGAGCGAAGGAACAGAUUAAGCAGGUAGAUGCACGUUCGUCACGCAUAGGCAGGCACAGACCUGAUUUCGCCUCGAGCUGCUUUGGCGCGUUCCUUUACCAACAUUAACGUCGCGUUCUCUGACAUAACUCUCUAUCGGCUGCAAACAGCAUUUGAUUUUAGUAUUAUCGGGUUAUCAAAACCGGGGCGCACUUGGAAAUAGAAAGAAUGGUACGUUUGUGGUCCUCUCUCUACCCUCCAGAACUCCUGAAACGAACUCAAUGUGAGACUUCAAGUUCGGUGACCGCUGAGGAUUCAGAUUAAUUAUAAGUAAGCCAAUAGCUGAGCUCCCGACGAUCCAGCAUAUGGACAAAACUUCAGAGACUGAAGUGUUGUUGUAGUUUGUGAAACGACGGGUGUUUUUGGCCGUGCAGUGGAUAGUUCAGCUAGCAAAUUGUCGGAGAAGUGAAACGUUCCAAAUUUGUUGAAAGACUGACCGUGCGCGUAGCAGUAUUUUAGUGAAAAGUAGUGUUCCUUUUAUUGUGCAUUAGUACUAAGCCUGUUGAAGUACGACAGAAUGACGGAGCUCCAGGAAAUAAUAGACUGGGGACCCACGUUAGCUUUUGCUCUUGCGAUUAUGUUCAUUAUCAACGUGGUCACAGUGGUCUACAUAUUUGUUAGAAAGGACACAAAGCUCCUAGCGGUUAUAUCUGCGGUGCUGUAUUUCUAUGCAACUUGCAAUCUCGUCGUGUUUUUUGUGGUGUGGCAAGUCCUCAAUCUCUACGACUACACUGGACAUCUUCUAAAUCAGGUAUCAUACCAUUCGAUUAACGAACAAUUGUUCAGGGCGCUACGAAUCUCCAGCUACGAAUGCCGAGUGAAGUUCAUCUGCGAAAUGUCCCGUCUGAUUACAUCAAAGAGUGACGCACUCAGCUCGUUUCUUCGUUUUGUGCAUACAACCUUUGGAGGUUUCGAUGGCGACUAUAUCAGUGGUGCGCUUGAGGGCUUAACCGGAUCCGACUGUUCAAGUGUCUAUACGAGAUGCACCUAUUCUCCGCUAAACAAGACGUUCCCGUUUUUGUUAGAGAAGUUCUAGUGGCUUCUAUUUCAGUGUUGACGGCGAUCCGUUAUCAAAGCUGCCUUCAAACUUGAUAGCAUCCACACUCAAUGCUAGAACGUGUUACGACUGUAUAAGCAAUACGGUAAUAGCAUUAACGAUCAAAUAUUGUAUGCUUACAUACGAUAUACAUCAAUCAACAGCUUGUCAAUAAACGACUAUGAGCGAGAACUGUUGUCAAUAACAACAAUGGCAAUAUGACAACCGUUACUCCUUGUUAACGAUUCCACUAAUAACUCUCUUAGAAUUACCGGCAGUACUUUCGAUAAUCAGAAUCAAAUCUACAAUGGACGCCAUAAUCAUUAUGGUAGUAAUAUACAACUUUUGCAAACGGAAGAGAACACGGUUGCCAUUUAUCCAUGUGUCAUUAAUUCACAUUGUGUUAGGGCUUUCACCUGCGCGGAAUGAAGAUGGAGUUGAAGUGGCUUAAGCCCAUCUAUUUACAAUGUGUGUUUGUAAAGCUCAUUGACACUGUAUCCCAACAAAACUUACCUAAACAGUCCUAUACCUUAGCAGCAGGAACUGAGAGUUGCUAUUGUUUGAUACUGUAUAGAUCCUCAAACCAUAGGUAACUAUGAUUUGAUAUGUGAAUCAUUACUAAUUUCUUAAGUGGAUAUAUGCUUUUUGUUUUCAGUUUGAUAAGCACAUGCUGCCUUUGAAGUAUAUACAUCAACUGUCAAAUAUGGAAAUGUCCUAAAAUAGGUUUAGACUGAGACACAGAAGGACCUCGUUAUAUCGACAUAGCUUUCUCACAAUGAAAUACUCAAUAAAAAAGAAACAAAUUUUUUAUUUUUUCUAAAAAAGGUUUCUAUAGCAUGAAGGCAAUUUCACUGAAUCGAAAUACAGGUAUGACUAUUUAUAUAUCAUUACUAUUACCGUUCGCGGACACAUUGAAGAGUCGCAAUAUCCUCUAAUGAGGGCUGCUCGGAAAUACGCUUAUACAACUUAUUAUAGAAAAAGCAUGAACCUAUUAGAAAAUAGCGCAAGGCCACGAUAUUCCAGUAACACAGAAGGCCAUGUACAUUCAGCUGCAGAAAUGUACGAGCGAAUACGACAAGUUCGUUUACAAGACGGGAUCAGGCCAAGUGUCGUUUACCUUGCGAAAAUCUAGCUUCAUCUAAUAAAAAGUAUUUUGAAAUUAAACUCUAUUCUAUACUAGGAUGCAUUUUUUUUAAAUGAUCCUACAGAGCACCAUUUCCUUAUGCGCACCUAGUCAAAUCACGUAAAUUAAAAUAUAUUCUUUUCUGUAACGUUCAUGUUACCACUUACGUGGCGGCAUAGGUUUUAUCCGGGUGCUACCGGGGUUACUUACUCACGUGUUCAACUCUGUGGAACACAGACGGAUACCAAUCCAGCCGUAGCAAUUGGUUAAAUAACCCAAUUAUAGUUAAGAUGCCAAGGUGUAGUAACUCAGUGUUCAAGCGCAUUUGUCUUAUUCGAUUGAACUAGUCUUUCUCCAAGAUGCGCAAUCUGCACAAAGUAAGUACUUUUUUUCGAU